AUGGGUCCACGAAAGAAAAGUGUUAAAACGUGUCUCAUGAAUAAUGAAAUUCCUGAGGAAGCAGUAUCUGAUGAAACAAAGGACUAUAUGAAUCAACUUUCACAUGAAGUGCUUUGCCAUAUUUUUAGGUACCUCCCCCUGCAGGAUAUCAUGUGUAUGGAGUGUCUUUCCCGGAAGCUAAAGGAAGCAGUCACCCUAUAUCUGAGAGUUGUGAGGGUUGUAGAUCUCUGUGCAGGGCGAUGGUGGGAAUACAUGCCAAGUGGCUUCACAGAUUCCAGUUUUCUGACACUACUAAAGAAGAUGCCAGAUGUUGAACAGCUAUAUGGCCUUCACCCUCGAUACCUUGAGAGGCGAAGGGUACGGGGCCAUGAGGCUUUUAGCAUUCCAGGAGUUCUGGAAGCUUUGCAGGCGUGCCCAAACUUAGUGGGUGUGGAAACCUCUCACUUGGAAUUAGUAGAAUCCAUUUGGACAUACAUGCCACAUGUUCAUAUUUUGGGGAAAUUUCGUAACCGUAAUGGAGCAUUUCCAAUUCCUCCUGAAAAUAAACUGAAAAUUCCUAUAGGAGCCAAAAUUCAAACUUUACAUUUAGUUGGGGUGAAUGUUCCUGAAAUUCCUUGUAUCCCAAUGCUAAGGCACCUUUACAUGAAGUGGGUAAGACUCACUAAACCACAGCCGUUCAAAGAUUUUCUUUGCAUCAGUUUACGAACUUUUGUCAUGAGGAACUGUGCAGGACCCACAAACUCCUUGAAAUAUGUCCCUUUAGUAACAGGCUUAGCCUCUGCCCGCAACUUGGAACAUUUAGAAAUGGUUCGAGUUCCUUUCCUUGGAGGUCUUAUUCAGCAUGUAGUUGAAGACAGUUGGAGAUCAGGUGGUUUUCGAAAUUUGCACACUAUUGUUUUGGGAGCUUGUAAAAAUGCACUUGAAGUAGAUCUUGGUUACCUCAUCAUCACUGCUGCCCGUAGGUUACAUGAAGUUCGGAUCCAGCCUUCCCUAACCAAAGAUGGCGUCUUUUCCGCCUUAAAGAUGGCAGAGUUGGAAUUCCCCCAGUUUGAAACCCUUCAUCUGGGAUAUGUAGAUGAGUUUUUGCUGCAGAGCAGAAUGGCUAAUGCAGAUCUGGUGAAGUAUGGUUUGGCUGAUGUGGUGGAAAAUCCUGGUAUUAUCACUGAUAUAGGGAUGAAGGCAGUCAAUGAAGUUUUCUCCUGUAUCAAAUAUCUGGCAAUUUAUAAUUGCCCCCAUCUACAUAACCCAUACAAUUGGAUCUCAGACCACUCAAGGUGGACUCGAUUGGUUGAUAUCAACUUAGUACGUUGCCAUGCUUUGAAGCUGGACUCCUUUGGCCAGUUUAUUGAAUUAUUGCCUAGCUUGGAGUUUAUUUCACUGGACCAAAUGUUUCGUGAACCACCCAAAGGCUGUGCUCGGGUUGGUCUGAGUGCAGGCACAGGAAUUGGGGUUUCCUCGGCCCUUGUUAGCAAUCAGAACUCCAACAAUGACAAUGAUAAUAAUGCCCAGAAUAAUGCCAACAUCCACGACAACAAUCACCAUCACCCAGAUGACUCAGAUGAGGAGAAUGACUUCCGGCAAGACUUGCAGCCAGGAGAGCAGCAGUUUGCAGCCGACGCACUGAAUGAGAUGGAAGACAUGGUGCAAGAAGAUGGAGAGGUGAUGGCCGAGAGUGGACAUGAGACUCCAGCUCACAGUCAGGCAGUUAUUCCUGUGGAUGUUGAUGAGGAACAAGCAGGACCCAGUGGUCUUCAGCGUGUAGUAAAACCAACCCCAAUUACUGUUCAUGACUCAGAGAGUGAUGAUGAAGAAGACAGUCUAGAACUCCAAGAAGUCUGGAUUCCUAAGAAUGGUGCCCGGCGUUUCUCUGAACGUGAAGAAAAAACUGGAGAGUCUGUGCAGUCUAGGGAAUUAUCAGUAAGUGGAAAAGGCAAGACUCCACUUCGAAAGAGGUACAACUCCCAUCAGAUGGGCCAGUCGAAGCAGUUUCCUCUCGAGGAAAGCAGCUGUGAGAAAGGCUGUCAGGUCACCAGUGAGCAGAUCAAAGCCGAUAUGAAAGCAGCUAGGGAUAUUCCUGAAAAGAAAAAAAACAAGGAUGUUUAUCCCAGCUGCAGCAGCACCACCGCCAGCACAGUGGGAAACUCCAGCUCACACAGCACUGCUUCUCAAAGCCCCGACUUUGUAAGGACGGUGAACAGCGGCGGCUCUUCCGAGCCUAGCCCUACAGAAGUGGAUGUGUCCAGGCAGUGUGUCUGCUCCCCCGGUGGGUCAGAGGACUCUGAGGCCAUGGAGGAGGGAGAUGCAGAGAGUUCUGUCUGCCCCAGAUGCUGCUGUCACAGGCCCCAGGAAUCCCAAAGGAGAACUAGCAGGUGUUCUGAUGAGGAACGUCCUUCAACCAGCCGAGCCUGUGUUGUGAAUGGCCCGGAUGGUACGAGAUCCGCCUUUUCCUUUAGGACUCUGCCACAAGGGGGGUCUUCAGGCCCAGCACAUGAUGAGAGGACUAAUGGGAGUGGCUCUGGGGCUACAGGUGAGGACAGGAGGGGGAGCUCCCAGCCUGAGCGCUGUGACGUGCAGUCUAAUGAAGACUACCCUCGGAGGCCCCUAACAAGGGCCAGGAGCAGACUCUCCCAUGUACCGCUGGUAUCUGAGUCAGAAGUUGCCAAAACAAAGCCACGUCAUGCCAUGAAGCGGAAGCGGACAGCGGAUAAGUCCACUAGUACCAGUGAUCCUGUGAUCGAGGAUGACCAUGUGCAGGUCCUUGUAUUAAAAUCCAAAAAUCUUGUUGGAGUCACUAUGACCAACUGUGGAAUCACAGAUCUAGUGCUGAAAGACUGUCCCAAGAUGAUGUUCAUCCAUGCUACAAGAUGCAGGGUACUAAAACAUUUAAAAGUAGAAAAUGCACCAAUCGUAAACCGAUUUGAUUAUGCACAGUGCAAGAAACUGAAUAUGGAUCAGGUACUAGACCAGAUACUAAGGAUGCCUCCUGAGAGAAACCGUAUCAUAUACCUACGCCCCAUGCAGCAGGUGGACACACUAACAUUGGAGCAGAAGCUAUUUAGUGGUCCCUACCCUUAUCAUAUCUGUAUUAUCCAUGAAUUCAGUAACCCUCCCAAUGUCCGGAACAAGGUGCGCAUUCGCAGCUGGAUGGACACGAUAGCAAACAUUAACCAAGAGCUCAUUAAGUAUGAAUUCUUCCCUGAAGCCACACGAAGUGAAGAUGACUUAAAGAAGUACCCUAAGUAUCCCUGGGGUAGAGAAAUCUACACGUUAGAAGGUGUUGUGGACGGAGCGCCGUAUUCCAUGAUUUCAGACUUCCCUUGGUUGAGAUCACUACGGGCAGCAGAACCUAACAGCUUUGCCAGAUACGAUUUUGAGGAUGAUGAAGAAAGCACCAUCUAUGCUCCUCGAAGGAAAGGGCAGCUGUCUGCAGACAUCUGUAUGGAAACAAUAGGAGAGGAAAUUUCAGAGAUGCGUCAGAUGAAGAAGGGUGUGUUUCAGCGAGUAGUGGCGAUCUUUAUCCACUAUUGUGACGUCAAUGGAGAGCCCGUUGAAGAUGACUACAUUUAA
Molecule: messenger RNA, 3567 nt
Organism: Rangifer tarandus platyrhynchus (Svalbard reindeer)
Lineage: Eukaryota; Metazoa; Chordata; Mammalia; Artiodactyla; Cervidae
Source: the annotation of a GenBank genome assembly